Aegilops tauschii subsp. strangulata is the source of this 1452-nucleotide messenger RNA. Its product is annotated as BIIDXI-like protein At5g11420. Lineage: Eukaryota; Viridiplantae; Streptophyta; Magnoliopsida; Poales; Poaceae. The record is from RefSeq and is a predicted model, not a curated record.
UCCCGCGGCGUACCUCGCGGCGCCGCGCCCGGCCGGUGGCCUUGCCCAACGGCUACGCCUCCUCGGUCAGCGGCGCUGCGGCGCGCGGGACUGCUUAUAAAGCCGCCGCGGCAGCUCUGCUUUCCUCCGUUACCUCCUCCACCCCAGCAGAGCUCGAGAGACCAAAGGGAGUUGGGGGAGAUCAUGGCGAGGAGCACGCGCUCGCUGGCGUUCUUUGUGCUCGUUGCCCUGGCCGUCCGAGCCAUUUCCGCCGUCACCGAUGGGCUGUUGCCCAACGGGGACUUCGCGCAGGGGCCGGACAAGUCGGAGAUGAACGGCACGGUGGUGACGGCGCGCCACGCCAUACCGAGCUGGGAGAUCUCCGGGUUCGUGGAGUACAUCGCGCCCGGGCACAAGGAGGAGGACAUGAUCCUGCCGUUGCCGGCGGGCGCGUCGGCCGUGCGGCUGGGCAACGACGCCGCCAUCCGGCAGCAGCUCAACGUCACCCGCCACAUGUUCUAUUCCGUCUCCUUCAUGGCCGCGCGGUCGUGCGCCCAGGCCGAGAAGCUCAACGUGUCGGUCGACCCCGAGUUCGGCGUGCUCCCGAUCCAGACCGUGUACACCAGCACCGGCUGGGACACCUACUCCUGGGCCUUCAAGGCCAGGCACAGCACCGGGUGGCUGAGCAUCCACAACACCGGCGUCGAGGAGGACCCGGCGUGCGGCCCCCUCCUCAUCGCCGUCGCCAUCAAGACCCUCUACGCCCCCCACCACACCAAGGGUAACAUGCUGAGGAACGGGGACUUCGAGCAGGGGCCGUACAUCUUCCCCGGCACCCCGUGGGGCGUGCUGGUGCCGCCGAUCACGGAGGACGUGCACUCGCCGCUGUCGGGCUGGACGGUCAUGUCGGACACGAAGGUGGUCAAGUACGUGGACGCGCCGCACCACGCGGUGCCGCGGGGCGCGCGCGCCGUGGAGCUGGUGGCCGGCCGGGAGGGCGCGCUGGUGCAGGAGGUGCGCACCGUGCCCGGGCGGGCGUACAGGCUGUCCUUCGCCGUGGGGGACGCCGCCAACGGCUGCAGCGGGUCCCUGGUGGUGGAGGCGUACGCGGGGCGGGGGACCCUGAGGGUGCCGUACGAGUCCCUCGGCACGGGCGGGUCCACGCCCGCGGCGCUCGAGUUCACGGCGGUCGCCAACGAGACGCGCGUGGUGUUCCAGAGCUCCAACCAUCUCAUGAAGUCCGACGCCACGCUGUGCGGGCCCGUCGUCGACGACGUCUCGCUCGUCCCGGUGCGCGUGCACGCUGCCCGCCGGCUGCGUUUGUAGCGCAUAUCUAUCUUUUUACAGUAGUUUUGGAGUUUCUUACGUUUGUACCGGCCGGCAUUCGAUGCGCCCUGUGUUGAGCGCCGCGCUCGAGGCCGUUGCAUCAACGACACAAUAUAUAACAGUCUCCCUGAAGGGAGACUUCAACGA